Messenger RNA from Frankliniella occidentalis (western flower thrips), 6010 nucleotides. RefSeq names its product TATA element modulatory factor. NCBI's taxonomy places the organism in Eukaryota, Metazoa, Arthropoda, Insecta, Thysanoptera, Thripidae. The transcript is spliced from 22 exons. Gene Ontology annotation, cellular component: Golgi apparatus; endoplasmic reticulum. The coding region runs from base 453 to 4316 and encodes 1287 amino acids. The record is from RefSeq and is a predicted model, not a curated record.
CAACAAAACAAAACAUUACAGAAAAUUUGUGUGGACUUUUGCGGCAAAUUGCACGUGGCGUGAAUUUAUGUUCCAAAUUUGUGAAAAUAGGCGUAAUUUUUUACGCUUUCAAUUUUUUGGCAGUUUAUAACAUAACGUUGUGUAUGGAUAUUUCAAACGGAUCGGUAACAUAUCAUACGUAAUCAUGUCAUUGACGUAUGUACCUCUCUACCUGUGAUGUUUUCAUGAGAAUUGAGUGUUUAAAUGAAAAUAUUUUGGCUUUACACUUAGUGACUUUAAUAAAACACAAUCUUUCAGCCAAAAUAAUUUUAAACUGUACACGCGAUGAUGCUGUAAUUUUAUCAGCAAAAAAAUUGUCAAACACAAUGUGCUUUUGACGUAGUGCCCGCGCACUCCUAUGUCCUCUGCUCGCAGAGUUCUUGUAAUGGUUUCAUCUUUAAAAAAUAGUUACUAUGAACUGGUUUGGUGCAACAGGCCUUGUUACUGUGGCUAAGUCCACUUUGAAAGGCGCUCAGAAGGCAAUUGACAAAGCUCUUGACAUCAAAGAAGAAGAAGAAAAUGUUGAUAGAAUCCCAACUCCUGCUCAAAACAAAGAUGAAUCUGAUAGUUUCUUUUCUACGUGGGGUGUCAAAACAGAGGAAUCGCCAGAAAGGACUUCAAAUCCAUCAUCACAGGACUUGGGUUCCUCAAGUCUCUGGGGUUCAUUUACUGGUUCCUUUUUUGAAAAUCCCCGACCAUUAACGUCACCUGGAGAUGAUAGUCCAAUAUCUCAACAACCAAAGAGAAGCUCAGUCUCGAGACUACUUGCAGCCCAUGGAGAGGAGCUGGAUUCUGAACUAUCACUUGGCGAUGACAGCAGUGUCUGGGAGGGUUUCUCUAAAACACAACUAGUUGUAGAAACAUGCACAACAGUUAAAGAAGAAAAAUCAGGCGACCCACCUGCACUUCAGUCCUCAGAAGAAGUGAAAUGGAGACGUAAAGAGAGAUCUAAUGAAAAAUCUCAGAACAGAAACAGCAACAACAGACUCUCUGUUGUUUCUUCUGAAAGUGACAGACGAUCCUCAGACAGUGUAGAAGUGAUUGGGUCAACGAGUUGCACUGCAAGUCCAGAGUCAGAUUUACCCAACUCUUUGUCUACAUCAUCUUUAGCUUCGUCUGCUGGGUUAAGGCCUGUUUCAGCAAGUUCACCUGAUUCAGUUGAUAUAAUUCCUGAAAGUUCUGAUAGCCAUAGUGCCUCUGUAGAAGUAUUGGGCAGCCAUGGUAGCAGCACAUCUUUGUAUUCACCAUUGGAUCCUUCCCUGGACAAGAUCCCUUCAACUUCUAAAGAGUUGGCUUCACCUGAUAGUGUUGAAGUAGUUCCUGAGGAGGAGGAUGAUGUAAGUUUAGCUGACGACAGUUAUGCUUCUGCUUCUGCCUCUGAAAGCACUAUGACUCAAGCGACUAUCUUAGAGCCUCAUGGACAAACCAGCUCUGCUAUGGAAAGUUCUACACAUUUUCUAGAGUCCAUUGAUUCAGCUGGGCAAACUGACACAGUUGCAAGUCGAACAGAUACUUCAAUAUCUUCUUUAGUUCUGGACUCGUCUACCGACACAAUUUAUUCCGACCAUGGCUCAUUAGGACGGUCUGCCAUGCAGCUUACGUUGACUACUGAAUACCCUCAACCCUCAGCAAAAUCAUCUUGGACUAAUUUAAGCCUUCUAUCAUCCUCUGAAAGAUCCCACAGCGGUAGUUUAGAGAGUCUAGCCACUAAAGAUCCUGCUAACCAACCCUCUAAACAUAUUGAAUCAAAUAGCAGGACUUUUGAAACCUAUGAUACCAAAUUAUCAUCUCCAGAACUGGUACCUGAUAUUUCUGCAGAGGAGACAAUAGCUGGAAUGACUUCAACAGAUAGUAGUGGUGAGGGUACUUUAGUAGAAAGCAGUUCUGACGAUACUAUUCCUGGUAGUGAUCAACAGGCGCACAGCACUUCUGGGUAUGUGAGGAAUUUACUUGCUGAAGCCAUGGUAGAUGAUUCUUCUCAAAUGAGAGUAAACUCCCCUGUAUCUGUGGAAAGUCGUUCUGACGGUCUCAGAUUGGGCUCAGAACAGACAAGUGGGCAUACAUCUGGUGAUGAGCUAGAAACCACAACUUCAUCCGAUAUUGAAAUAAUAUCCAGCCCAAAUGGUGAUGGUAGUAGCACCACUUCACGGCAGAGCCCAGCAAAACAUUUACACCGUGCUCCACACGGACCUGUUGAUAUAUUAAAGUUCUCUGGCAAAAUUAAAGGACAUCAGAGAGAACCAUCAGAGGCAUCCAGUGGAGGAUCUGAUGAUAGCCACGGCUCUGAGACAGAUAGACUUUUGAAGAAAUUAAGUGAGAUGUCAGAAUUGCUUGAGGCUAGAGAGACUAAGCUUUUGGUCUUAAGUCGCUCACAUGCAGAGCUUCAAGAAAGCUAUCAGGAUAUGCGAAGCCAACUCGAGAGUGCCCAACAGAGUCGGCUUAUGGAGUCUAGGAGUCUAAAUGAAGAAUUUACUCGACGCCUUUCUGCUCUUGAAAGAAAAUUUCAACAGGCUAUAAGAGAUAAGGAUGUUUUGCAGAAGCAGCUUGAGCAAUCCAAGUCAGAAAUGGCUAAUCAGCUGAAUGAACAUGUGGGUGAAAGAGAUGAAACUAUCAAAGAGCUGAGAGAGGAGGGUGAAAAGUUGUCACGACAACAGUUGCAACAAAGUAAUCUUAUCAAGAAACUGAGGGCCAAGGAGAAGGAAAGUGAUUCAACAAUGAAAUCCCUUAGGGAUCAAGUAGACAACUUAUCUGGUGAAGUUGAACGCUUAAAACGCUCAUUGGCUGCGAAGGAAGAUGUUGAACGCUCACAAAUUGAAGCUGUUCAUCAACUAACUGCUCGUGUCAAAAUGCAGGAAGGAGAAAUAUUUUCAAUGAAGGAACAAAGAGAUCACUUUCAACGUAUUGCUGAGAAUGCUCAAGCAGCCCUAGACAACACAAAUAAGGAACUUUUGGAUGCCCGUGUGAGGGAAGAGGGAGCUGAUCAACGUGUUAAAGAGGCCACACAGAAUGUGGAGGAGACAGCAAGGGCCGAACUAGAGGCUGCAUUAACUGCUGCUCAACAGCACAAACGACAGAUUAUGGUUCAAAUGGACUCAAUGCGAGAACAACUUUCUCAGGCUGAGGCAAAGCAUUGCAGACGGGAGAGUGAACUUCUUGAGAGGCUUGAAAGUGCGGAGCGCCGCAGUGAGGAACUUUCUCAACAGCUUUCUGAUGCUACACGGCCACUCUUAAGACAGCUACAGACAUUCCAGGCCAGUAGUAAAACACAACAAGAGGCUUGGGAAAGGCAAGAGCGAUUACUUACAGAUAGCUUGGCUGAAGUGCAAACCCAACUUCAGCAAGUAUCCGAUGCCGAGCGCGCAGCUAGAGAGGAGUUACUGACCCUGAGAAGUAAAGUAUCCACCCAAGAGAAUAAACUUAUAGCUUCUGUCAGUGCCUCUCAGAAUAUGCAAGAACGUAUCAUUCAACUUCAGACUGAGUUUGAAAGGGUAUCCAAACUAUCUGAGGAAGGAAAAGGCGUCUUUGAAAGUGAAAGAGAUGAAUUGAAAAGGCAGUUGGCUUCUUUAGAUCACCAACUUAGUGUAGAAAGGGCUGCUGUGGAAGCAGAAAAAAGGCGUUGUCUCCAACUGCAGGAACAACUACGUGAAAGGGAACGGACGCUGGAACGUGACAAGGAAAGAGAUACAGACCUUGGUAAAAGGGAUUCUCCUCUUGUUGUUCCAUCGGGGCAUUCUUCUCCAACAAUUAGUUUUGGCCGGGAAUCAAUAUCUGAGUCAGUCUCAAGUGUGGCUUGGCCUGUUUUCACCGAUGAUGCAUUUGAAACCAGUUCUAUUUCUGGACGUAACAUUUAUGAAAGUGUGCGCUUAAAUCACACAACUUCUGUUCUGGAAGGACUUCAGUCACAAUUGAAACUUAGAGAAGGUGAAGUGCAACAACUGCAAUGGGAGCUGUCAAGACGUGAAGCUCAGAGAUGUGCAUUGACUGCAGAGCUUUCAACUCUAUCAGUACGUGCUGAUGAGCAGGAAAUACGUUUAAAUAGUAGCCUUCAGUUGCAAGAAGAGUUAUCAAGUCAGUUGUCAUCUUUGAGGACUGAGUAUGAUGCUUUGCUGCAACUCUAUGGUGAAAAGCUAGAGGAAACUCAAGAGCUUCGACUUGACCUUCAGGAUGUGAAAGACAUGUACAAAGCACAGAUUGAUCAAUUGUUGAAGAAAGAAGAACUAAGUCAAAUUUCACUGAAGCAAGGAAAUACAAGUGAGGAGCAGAAGAUGGCACCAUAGAAUAGACUGGUCAACUAAAUAAAAGACUGGCCUACUGUGAUUUAUAUUACUAUUUAAAGUCCUUUUCAGGUCAGGAGUGGUUGUUAACUGUCAUCACUCUAAGCCAAAGUUGUAUUUUAGCACAUUAGAGUGUAUUGGGCAAAUAUUUUAUUUAAGUCAUCUCAAAAUCUUUGCACUCUGUUUCUCGUUAUGCUUGUUAUUAAAUAUCUCUAGUCUAUGUAAGAAAAUGUGGGAGGUUUUUAGGUUGGUUAUGAGGUGAUGUCUGUGUUGGAGAUACCUUCAUCAUCAGUCUCUUCACUGAUGAAAUCAGUUUUAAGUAAUUUAUUCAUCUGUAUUAUUGAAGUGUUAUUACCUAGUAGAUUGUUUUGUAUGUUGCUUGAACUGACUUGAUAAGUCUGCUUUCCUGUUGGAAGUUAAUUAAAUCUGUGAUCAAAAAUUUAUUAUAUUUAUACUUGUUCAAUGUGAGGUUUUUACGCAAUACAGUCCUGCAUGAAACACUGGAUUGUGCAGAAUUAUGUAUGAGCAACCUCAUCCAGAGAGGUAAAUUUUUGGAACAUUUGUCCUAUGUAUUGUAGGGAAAUGGAGAGUGGUGGGCAUCAUUAAUCUUAUCUAGCAACCACAACAAAAACCGUCUAGUUGUGGUAUAAAAUUUGAAGUUAAUUUGUAAGCAUUUUAUACAACUUUUAGUGAAGAUGAAUUUUCAAUUCGAAUUCCAAUUUUUAUCUGAAGUUAUGCUUUUUUUGUGUCUGUGUGAAUAAUAUCCCAGAGUUUUCUGGUUUUUGAGAUAUUCAUAAUCCUGCUCAUUCAAUAUAACAUUCACUGGCUUAGUUAGGCCUGUAUCUAUCUAAGUAUUAAGAUGAAAGCUUUUCGUUUCAUGUUAAGAUGCAUAAAAACUUAUCAUUCUGUGCAAUUUUAUCAAUUAGUAUAUGUGAUUUGUGCUGUGAUGGUGAAGAUACAUCUAAUUGCUGCAGUUUGGAUGAAUGUCAGUUAUUGGUUUGCAUGCAGCAUGGUUAUUGCUGAUAGCAGGUACGGUUGUGAUAUUACAAAAGUGUUGUCUUUGAAAACCUACAUGUUGUAAGUGCAUAUUUUGUUGGUUUUCCUGCUUUUGGUGCCUCAUACAUUUCAUAAGCUUGGUCAUUAUUUGAUCUUCAAAUUUGUGCCUUAUGUGGGGUAUUUGCAAACAUGUAGUUUUGCCAGAAUUGCCUCAUAUGCUGCAAUUAUCUAAAAAUAUUGUUUUACCAGUUUUGUUUUGAGCGUAUUAUUCAAUUUGUUAUGCUGACAAUUGUUGCAUUUCUCUAAAGUUCAUAAAUUUUGUUUAUGAGGUUUGGCCUGCAAUGGUAAGCCUGCAAAGUGUAAGUUAAAGGGAAAUCAGCCAGGUAAAUGCAUGUGUCUGUCUAUCCUCUGUCAUUCAUUAGCCUCAAAAUAAUAUUGCAAUGUUAGGUAGGGUAAUGUUUAUCAGGUGACUCUUAAAAUAUUAUUACUUAAAAUGUGUCCUGAUACCAAACACUGAAGGUGUGUUUUGCAUAUGAGUUACACCACAGUGAAGUGUGUCAAACUGUAUCAGUUUUAUUUACUGUGAUUGUAAAAAUAUACUGUAAGGAGGCCAUUACUUUUUUGUUUCCCUUUUUGUAAAAGCUAUUCUAGAGUUAGUGUACAAUUGAGGGGGAUAUCAAAUUAAAAGAAUCUUAUUACAA